Messenger RNA from Eucalyptus grandis, 2017 nucleotides. Its product is annotated as arginine-glutamic acid dipeptide repeats protein. NCBI's taxonomy places the organism in Eukaryota, Viridiplantae, Streptophyta, Magnoliopsida, Myrtales, Myrtaceae. Bases 151 to 1758 code for a protein of 535 amino acids. The transcript is spliced from 3 exons. The record is from RefSeq and is a predicted model, not a curated record.
GUAACCCCUCCAAUCUCUCUCUCUCUCUCUCUCUCUCUCUCUUCCUCUGCAAGCACGAAUCUUCUUCCCCGUCGAACUCCUCCUCCUCCUCCGUCCCCUUCCUCGAUCGCGCGCGCGAUUCCACGGUCGUCGGCUCGAUCGCCGCCGGAGAUGGCGUCCGGUUCGUCCGGCCGGCCCGGCACGGGCUCCAAGGGCUUCGAUUUCGCGUCCGACGACAUCCUCUGCUCCUACGAGGACUACGGCAACAGCCAGGACGCCUCCAACGGGAGCCACUCCGAUUCCGCCCUCAACGCCGCCAAUCCCGGCAAGGACUUCCACAAAAGUAGACUUGUCCGGCCAAUGGUUUAUUCUGCUCCUGCCUAUAGCCAGCCAGAGGAUUCCUUUAAUCAAGAUUUAAUUGCUUCUGUUGAGAAAAGCAUGAAAAAACAUACGGACAACCUCAUGCGCUUUCUCGAGGGGAUAAGUUCACGGCUGUCUGAGUUGGAAUUAUACUGCUACAAUCUGGAUAAAUCAAUUGGAGAGAUGCGAUCUCAAUUGAAUCGAGAUCAUGGGGAUGCAGAUACAAAGCUUAAAUCUCUUGACAAACAUCUUCAAGAGGUCCACAGGUCAGUACAGAUUUUGCGAGACAAACAAGAACUUGCUGAAACUCAGAAAGAACUAGCCAAGCUUCAGCUUGCGCAGAAAGAGUCUUCCUCUGGCCAUGACAAAUCAAAUGAGGAAAAAACUUCAACACCUAAAUCUGACAGCAAGAAGUCUGAUAAUGCAUCUGAUGUAUCCGACCAGCAGCUAGCUCUGGCUCUUCCACAUCAAGUGUCUCCGCCACAACCACCGGCUGCCCCUCCAUCACAAGCCCCUGCACAGAAUGUUUCCCAACAGCAAGCCUAUUAUCUGCAACCUGGCCAGAUUCCAAAUACAUCGGUACCUGCCCAGCUACCUCAGAGUCAAUACGUGGCUUCAGAUCCUCAUGUCAGGAUGUCUCAGCUUCAAGUGGCCCCUCAAUCCAUGCAGCCUCAGGCGAAUCAGACACCUGCACCACCACCGACGCAUUCAUUCCCACAGUAUCAGCAGCAAUGGCCUCAGCAACUACCUCAGCAAGUACAACCACCACAACAGUCGUCUCUGCAACCGCAGAUCAGAGCCCCCUCACCAGCUGUUUAUUCUCCCUACCCACCGAGUCAACCCUCCAACCCUCCUCCAGAGACGCUCCCAAAUAGCAUGGCAAUGCAGUUGUCUUAUUCUGGAGUUCCGCCAGCUGUAUCUAGCCGUGUUGAUACAGUAUCUUAUGAAUAUGGCGGACCAGGUCGGAUGGGUCAACAACAGCCUCCACUUCCCCCUCCCAAGGGCACUUUUGGAGCACAUCCUAGUGAAACUUACCAAGCUGCUGGGCCCCAAAGUAUGGCACCUCCGACUAGUGGAUAUAUGAUGUAUGAAGGAGAUAUGGCAAGGGCACAUCAUCAACCUCAGCAAAUGCACUUCCCUCAGGGUGCAUACCCUCCAACCAAUCUACCUGUUCAGAAUCCCCAUCCAGCCCCAGGUGGUAAUUUGGUGGGUCGGAACCCUAGUCACUCACAGUUUGUUCGGAACCAUCCCUACGGUGAGUUGAUUGAGAAACUGGUGAACAUGGGUUUUAGGGGUGAUCAUGUGGCGAGUGUCAUUCAGAGGUUGGAGGAGAGCGGGCAGCCUGUGGAUUUUAAUGCGGUCCUUGACAGAUUGAAUGUGCAUCCUUCUGGAAAUUCACAGAGGGGAUGGUCUGCUUAAAAAUCUCUAGUUUCAAUCACUGGCUUAAAAAUCAGUGUGAUAGACGGUCUAUGCUUUGCAUCCCGUUUAAAUAAAGAAGUCCAGAAUUGCGAGCAAGGUUUCCUCGAUUGUUUUGAGAUGAGGGAUGCCAAAAUUGUUGUACAUGUCUGAUCUCUUUUCUGAACUUCAAUGUGGGUUCUCUUUUCAUGAACAUUGGAAAUUGAAAAACUGGAUAUGACACAUGCUGAGGCUACUACCAUAUAUUUCUGUGUUCGUCGUU